Messenger RNA from Acanthosepion pharaonis, 864 nucleotides. NCBI's taxonomy places the organism in Eukaryota, Metazoa, Mollusca, Cephalopoda, Sepiida, Sepiidae. The record is from the annotation of a GenBank genome assembly.
AUGGACUUAUUUAAGAACCUACAUCCACAUUCAUCCUUUUGUUUCUCUCUCUCUCUCUUUCAGUCUCUCUCUUUUUCUCUGCUGCACCCUCUUUCUCUUUUUCUCUUCUGCUCUCUCUUUUUUGUCUGUUGUUCUCUUCUGAUCACUUUUUCUCUUUUGCUCUCUUUCUAUCUCUUUUUAUUUGCUCCUGCUCUCUCUCUCUCUUUCUCUGCUGCUUCCCUCUCUCUCUCUCUUUCUCUGUUGCUUCCCCCCUCUCUUUCUCUGUUGCUUCCCCCCUCUCUUUCUCACUUUUUCUCUGCUGCUGCUGCUCUCUCUUUUUCUCUACUGCUCUCUCUCUCUCUCUUUUCACUUGCUCUCUACUGCUCUCUCUCUCUCUUUUCUCUACUCUCUCUGCUCUCUUUUUCUCUCUCUCUUUCUCUCUCUUUUUCUCUCUCUCUCUCUCUUUUUCUCUACUGCUCUCUCUCUCUCUUUUUCUCUACUGCUCUCUCUCUCUCUCUUUUUUCUCUACUGCUCUCUCUUUCUUCUUUUUUCUCUACUGAAAUCUCUCUCUCUUUUGUCUCAAUUCCUCUCUCUCUCUCCAUUCAGAUUUCAUUGCUCUCUUCACUCUCUUUUUCCUCCCUUACUUUUGAAAAUUAUUUAUGGAGUCUCUCUCUUUUUUUUUUUUUUUUUCUCUUUGUGUCAUUUUCUUCACUUUCUCCCCUGUUUUUCUCUCUUUCUUUUCUUAAGGAGAAGGAUGAUAAUUUAAAAAUGUUACUCUCUUUAAUUCGCUAUCUCAAGACUCUCUUUUUUUUCUUUCUUUCUUUGAAUUUAAAUUCAAUUCUCUCUGUUACUCUUUUUCUCUACACUCACCAUUUGUUUCAUUGA